Hevea brasiliensis (rubber tree) is the source of this 1716-nucleotide messenger RNA. RefSeq lists its product as uncharacterized. The transcript has 9 exons. Gene Ontology annotation, molecular function: GTPase activator activity. Gene Ontology annotation, biological process: activation of GTPase activity; intracellular protein transport. Lineage: Eukaryota; Viridiplantae; Streptophyta; Magnoliopsida; Malpighiales; Euphorbiaceae. The record is from RefSeq and is a predicted model, not a curated record. The coding region runs from base 229 to 1632 and encodes 467 amino acids.
AAAGCCUAGUCUCCUGUACCAACUGCCAUUCAACCGUGAAUAACUACCACUCUUCCUCAGAAGAGAAACAUCGAUUUCCCAACCCUCUUAAGCCUGAGUCAUGACCCUCCUACAGAUUCUCUACUCUCUUUAUCAUUUCUCUCAAAACACUCCCAUGUAAAAACCAGGCAUACCCACAAGUCCAACUCACCCGAUUCAACUCCACUGACUCAUCCCACCUCGCUCACCAUGCUCAAAGGCAAGUUCAAGCUCCCUGACAAAGCUCGCCGCGUCUUCCCUCUUGGAAGCUUAAUCGCGGGUCUUGAUGAUAAGGGAGAAGAUGAAAGUGGAGGGUACGACCUGGUUUUUCAGUCCGGAGAGGAGCUCGAGUUUAUUCAGCCCAAUGGGGCCGAGGUGGCUAAGGAAAGUGACUAUGAAUUCCAAUGUGAAUUCGAUGAUGAUUUUGGCAUUAAUGACAAAAUGAUGGAUAAAGAGGAUGCUAAGGCCCCGAAAAGAUCCUUAAAAGAUGGACCGGGACAGGUUUCGGUGAUGGAAGUUAUUGCCGCCGACGAGAAAAGGUCUGAUCUUGAACAUGAGCUUUCUCAGAGGGAAAUAAAUUUAGAAAAGUUGAGGAGAAUUGCUAAUACAGGUAUCCCUGAGGGAGGAGGUUUGCGCGCAGCAACUUGGAAGCUUCUCUUAGGUUAUUUGUCUCCUUCCCGUGACUUGUGGGAAAAGGAACUGACUGGGAAUAGACAAAAAUAUGCCAAGCUAAAAGAGGAACUUCUAUGUAGUCCUUCAGAGGUCAAUAGGGUAAAUGAUGAUGCAUUGAAUUCUGAUGAGCUGAAUGUUGAAGGUGAUGUUGCUGGACCACUUAAGAGACAUGGGGUUUCUCAUGAAGAUCACCCCUUGAGUGUUGGUAAGAGUAGUGCUUGGCAUCAGUACUUCCAGCAUACAGAGAUUGCAGAUCAGAUUGACCGUGAUUUGCAGCGUACACACCCAAAUAUUAAGUUCUUUUCCGGAGACUCAUCAUUCAGUAGGAAAAAAAGGGAUGCAAUGAGGAAUAUUCUUCUCCUAUUUGCAAAGCUAAAUCCUGCUAUUCGUUAUGUUCAAGGCAUGAAUGAGGUCUUGGCGCCAAUAUUCUAUGUAUUUAGUACUGACACUGAUCAGCAGAAUGCUGCAAAUGCAGAAGCAGAUAGUUUUUCUUGUUUUGUUAGACUACUGAGUGACUCGGUGGAUCACUUUUGUCAACAGUUGGAUAACAGUCCAGUUGGUAUCCUAUCCACACUUUCCCGAUUGAUGGACUUACUGAAAGCAAACGAUGAGGAAUUGUGGCGGCAUCUUGAGUCCACAACCAAGGUUAAGCCACAAUUCUAUGCAUUCAGGUGGAUCACAUUGUUACUUACUCAAGAAUUCAAAUUCCAGUCCAUUUUAAGAAUUUGGGAUUUGCUUCUGAGUAAUCCUUCUGGUGUUCAGGAUAUGCUUUUGCGGAUCUGUUGUGCAAUGUUGUUAUGUGUGAAAAGCAGGCUAUUAAGCGGGGAUUUUGUAGCCAACUUGAGGCUUUUGCAGCACUACCCUGAUAUCAACAUAGAACACCUUCUUCAGGUAGCGCAGGAUCUCAGUCCUGAUACUGUAUCCUGUCCAUUGUCUCUGUAAAUUAACUGCAGCGUAUGUCAUUUGCAUGAAAAUUCUGUCUUAACAAGCUUUGUGAUGACAAACAAGAUUUUGAAUUGCCCCUGA